AUGAAUAAAUUUACUUUGAGAUUUCCUUUUGAAUUGGAACAAAAAUAUGAGGAUGCCACAAGAGAUUCUUCGUUGUCACAUUUUAAAUCAUAUCACCCAUUCCUCAUAAUGAUCAAUCUAGGUGUGGCCAUUAUCCAAUUGCAACAGGGAUAACUGACAAAUGGAAUAUUGUUAUCAAUAAGCACCAUAAUUCUCAUAAUACAAUUUCCCAUAGUGUGUAGGAUGAAGCAGAACAAGAAUAUUUGCAGUGUGUUUGUUUUUAACAACAUCAUAAUGACUGUAGUUUAGUUGUUUGUUGAUAAGAACACGAGCAAUUAUAACAAUCUGUACGUUGCUGGAUGUGUAAUUACAAUGGUCAACAUAACCUUAUUGGAACAUUAUGAUUUCAUUUGGAAUGUCAUUUCACUCACAAUUGUAAUCACAAUACGGUUGAUAUACGUGAUAUUUUAUUUUAAAUUUGAUGGCAUAGCUAUCAUUUAUACGGUUGUCUCAUGUUAUUUAUACAUUAUGAUGUAUCGCAAAGCCUACGUGAGGAGAGCACUCUUUUUGUAAUAUGAAAAUGAGAAGGAAAUUAGAAAUAUUUUAGACGAAAUAAUAAAGGAUGUCUACAUACAUUUUAAAUUUGACUAAGAUUCAUUUCAAUUUGAAUUGAAGUAUGCAAAUAAAUUAGCCCAACAAAGGAUUGGCAUUCUGGGCAAUUAAGACUUAAAGGAUUUCCUCCAUCAUUAUUCUAUCUAUGAUUCUAAACAAUAAUAGCAAUUUGAAAAUCAGAAUAAACCUCGAAAUGCUAAUUUGUAACAUAGUGCAGCUAUGGAUUGCGUGAAUGUGGGACAAUACCUGUAUGAGAUGAUGGUGGCUCUCAAGAAGAAUUCAUCACAAUUAGAAAUGGUAGUGAAGGAUAAUUCAACACAUCAGAUAUAUAAUGUUCGUUGUUUCUAAUAUAGUGUAAUUGACAAAGAAAUUAUUAUGCUAAUGGAACAGAAAUCCAGGAUUUUGGAGGAAGACAAACAAUUGAAAUUGAAGGAUCAAGAAAUCAAGUUACUUACUAAACAAUUAAUUAAAAUAAACACAAGAACAAAAAAACAAUUAAGUUAAUUAUGUUCUAUACUGGAAAAUUCUGAGUCCAAUCCAUACUUCAAGAUUAAUGAAAGCACUGUCAAUGCCCAAAUCAUCUCGAACACUAAAAUUCAAAUGAUAUUAGAUGCCUUCCAAAUCUAUUAUUAUAGGAGAGAGUAAGAAUAGCUAUUAGACAUAUUCCCAAUUAAUCAAAUUGUUUAUAAAUGCUUAACCAUUAUGAAUAUCAUAGCUGAAGUUGAAGAUAAACAAAUCACUUAUGAGUCAGAAUUAACUGAAUCAGAUAUUAUUACUUCCAUUUCCCAUAUCUUUUACUUUAUUCUAUAGAAUCUCUUAUACUUGUUUCUUGUUUAGUAGAACCAUAAAAGCAUCAAAUUUACCUUGAGAAAUAUUGAUAAGGAAAAAGUGGUGAUGUUCAAUUUCUACAUUGAUGGACUUCUAUCUUUGGAGUUCUUAAAAUAGAACUCAUUCAUUAUGUCCAUGGUUUAUAAAGGAUUACAAAUUAUAGGACCCAAGUCUGAAAUUAUUUCAACAUCUGACAUUAUUAACAACACUCAAAAUCCGUACUUAAUUUAAGUCAAAAUUUAUAAGAAUCUUCACAGUAUUAUCAAAUAACAAUAAUGA
Paramecium tetraurelia is the source of this 1698-nucleotide messenger RNA. RefSeq lists its product as uncharacterized. The transcript is spliced from 3 exons. NCBI's taxonomy places the organism in Eukaryota, Ciliophora, Oligohymenophorea, Peniculida, Parameciidae. The record is from RefSeq and is a predicted model, not a curated record.